Manihot esculenta (cassava) is the source of this 1833-nucleotide messenger RNA. RefSeq names its product probable arabinosyltransferase ARAD1. The transcript has 3 exons. Gene Ontology annotation, molecular function: glycosyltransferase activity. Lineage: Eukaryota; Viridiplantae; Streptophyta; Magnoliopsida; Malpighiales; Euphorbiaceae. The record is from RefSeq and is a predicted model, not a curated record. Bases 47 to 1465 code for a protein of 472 amino acids.
AACCCUGCGGCCAGUUUCCUGCAAUCAUCAGCCCCACGCCACCGCAAUGAGUGAGAGAUCCUCCAAAAUUAGAAAACCUAAAUCCCCAAAUCGAAAUGCCAUUGCCCAAUUCUCAAUGGCGCGAAAAUCUUCUCUUCUCAAACAAACCAUAGUUUUGUCUGCUUUCUCCAUCCUCGCCAUCUACGCCCUCUUAAAUACCUUCUUCAAUCCCACCAUCUUCCCUUCCUCCUUAUUCGCCGAACACCAUUCACGAGACAACUUUGGUUUUCCCGGCGAAGUGGCUAAAAGUGAUGUCAAUAAGGUUAAGAUUUUCAUGUACGAUCUCCCGAAAAAGUUCACUACGGGCAUAAUCGAGCAACACGCGCUAGCGCGUGGGUCUAAAGAUGCGUCGCAGGCUAAGUACCCCGGCCACCAGCACAUGGGGGAAUGGCACUUGUUCUCGGAUCUGAACCGGCCCGAACGAGAUAGAAUCGGUUCACCCUUAAUCAAAGUCGAUGAUCCUGACGAAGCUGACUUGUUUUAUGUUCCUGUAUUUUCAUCUCUGAGUUUGAUAGUGAACCCGAUUCGACCGGCUGGAGCCGAGCCGGUUUCAGUUCCUCAGUACAGUGACGAGGACAUGCAGGAGCAGUUGGUGAAGUGGCUGGAGAAGCAGGUGUACUGGAGGAGGAAUCGUGGGAGAGAUCACGUGAUCAUAGCGGGAGAUCCAAAUGCGUUAUACCGGGUCCUAGACAAGGUCAAGAGCGCAAUUCUGUUAUUAUCGGAUUUUGGACGAGUUCGACCCGACCAGGGUUCGCUGGUGAAGGAUGUGAUCAUACCUUACGCUCAUAGAAUCAAUACUUAUAAUGGGGAUAUUGGCGUUAAGGAUCGGAAAACGCUAUUGUUUUUUAUGGGAAAUCGAUAUCGUAAAGACGGAGGCAAAAUUCGUGAUUUGCUUUUUCAAAUGUUGGAAAAUGAAGAGGAUGUCAUAAUAAAACAUGGAACACAAUCUAGGGAGAGUAGACGUGCAGCUUCACGAGGCAUGCAUACCUCAAAAUUUUGUUUGAAUCCUGCUGGUGAUACUCCAUCAGCUUGCCGACUCUUUGACGCUAUUGUUAGCUUGUGUGUUCCAGUCAUAGUCAGUGAUGGCAUUGAGCUACCUUUUGAAUAUAAUAUAGACUACACAAAGAUUGCAAUCUUUGUGGGAACAACAGCUUCUCUAAAGCCAGGAUAUUUAGUUAAAAUGCUAAGAAAAAUAACAACAAAAAGGAUUCUGGAAUAUCAGAAAGAGCUGAAAGAGGUGAGACGAUGCUUUGAUUAUGGCAAUUCAAAUGUAACUGUGAAUGAAAUAUGGCGUGAAGUUGCACAUAAGCUACCCCUUGUAAAAUUAAUGAUUAAUCGUGACAAAAGGCUGGUCAAGAGGGAGUCGAGCGAACCAGAAUGUUCUUGUUUGUGUACAAAUCAAAGUGGGAUUAUCACCUCCGUAUGAUGCCUGCUUUGUUACUUUGGAAGUUGAUAUAUUUGGGGAUCCAAUGUACUCUCUCCACAUAUCUGAGCGUGGCUAGCUCUUGAAGAAGCAGAAAUUACUGCAUGCUUCUUAUUUGACAGGAUACAGUAGAGGCUCGAGCUCCUUUGGUAGGUGGUUUUAGUCACCCACCCCGUGUCAUGGAAUAGUCUCGACAAGGUUUCUUGCGUACUUUGUUGUAGAUUUCCAUUUUUAUAUCCCAUAAGCUCUCUUAUAUUUUGUAUGCUAUAAAGCACAUAAUCAGCAGCUGCAAAAUCCAAUUACUUUUUCACUGUGAUUCAUUUGUACAUGUUAGAAAAAUAAAUUUAUCUAUGAGUUAUUAUUUUAUUUAA